AUGGCUCGAAUGAACCGCCCAGCUCCUGUGGAAGUCACAUACAAGAACAUGAGAUUUCUUAUUACUCACAACCCAACCAAUGCAACCUUAAACAAAUUUAUAGAGGAACUUAAGAAGUAUGGAGUUACCACAAUAGUAAGAGUAUGUGAAGCAACUUAUGACACUACUCCUGUGGAGAAAGAAGGCAUCCGUGUUCUUGAUUGGCCUUUUGAUGAUGGUGCACCACCAUCCAACCAGAUUGUUGAUGACUGGUUAAGUCUUGUAAAAAUUAAGUUUCGUGAAGAACCUGGUUGUUGUAUUGCUGUUCAUUGUGUUGCAGGCCUUGGGAGAGCUCCAGUGCUUGUUGCCCUAGCAUUAAUUGAAGGUGGAAUGAAAUACGAAGAUGCAGUACAGUUCAUAAGACACGACGUGGAGCAUUUAACAGCAAGCAACUUUUAUAUUUGGAGAAGUAUCGCCCUAAAAUGCGACUGCGUUUCAAAGACUCCAAUGGUCAUAGAAACAACUGUUGUGUCCAAUAAAACUGGGGUGCCUGAUGCCAUUGCCUUGGAAAUGGAACUUGAGACAGUACUUAAUUUGUCGUACAUAUGGCUUGCUGAAUAAGUCUAAUGAAGCUUCCGUAGGAGCAUUGAAAAGCAGUUUUACCAGGCCACAAAGUUGCAACCUCUAUAUUUGGGUUACAAUCAACCUAUUUGGACAGUUGACAAGAUUCUUGCUGUUCACCAUUUAAAAUGUGCUUAUCAUUUGUACCAAUUGAUCUUUCCUGAAAUCAUGCAGUUUUGAGUUAUGUCUUUAAAUCUAUUCCCAUGCCAGAAUCUUACCAAUAUAUAAGAAAAAUUUAGAAAGAUUAGGUGCCAAAAUACCCAGCACAAUACUUGUAUAUUUUUAGUAUCGUACAGAACUAAAAUCCCAGGAACUAUGAACACUCUGGACCUUAUGUGGUUUACUCCUUCAGUCAUUUCAAACAGAAAAUAGGGCCUAUAUGGUUAUUUGCCUGCUCACUUUAUGUUUACAUCUCCCACAUUUGUGCCGGUAAUACAUCAGGUUUGCUCAACUCCCCCCCCCCCCUUUUUAUUUUUAACCAAGUCUUACAGUGAUUAUUUAAUGUCUUUCUAUAAAUCUCAUUUUGUGCUGUUAUGGAAAAACCUCCAUUUUGAAAAUUUACAUUGUACAGAAGCACAUGUCUUUAACUGUCUCCAGACAAAAAAGCCUUACAGUUAAUUUUAAUGUUUGCACUUUCGGGUGCAACUCUUAACAGGGAGGGCCUGAAAAAAGAAUGGGAAGGGGCUAUUAAGUAUUUUUAGGAAAAUGUUGCCUUUGUCUUGUGCAGAACAUGUAGAAUAUGCUCUUUAAUUUAGUAAAUAUUUUUUUAAACUGUAGAGAUGCUUUGUUAUUGUAGCUAAAAUGAUUCUUAAUCAUAAAAUUUCUGAAAUUCUUGUUAUUUUUUUUUUUCAUACUUACCUGAGGUUGUUUACCAACUUAUUUCUGUUUUGGAGUGUGAUUCCCCCCCCCCCCUUCCCAACCUCUCUUGCAAAAAAACAAAAAGUGGGUUUCUGCUAAUGAAUUGAGCAGACAUCUAAUAUUUUAUAUGCCUUUUGAGCUGUGUAACUUAAUAUUUGGAUACUUGAUAAUUUGUUUUAUUAUGUAAUUGAUAAAAUGGUGAUGUGUAUUAAUGUUAGUUCAACCAUAUAUUUAUACCGUCCGGGAAUGUGUGGUUAUAGUUCUGUGGGAGAAAUAAUUUGUCAGUGUUCACCAGCUUGUAAAAAUCUAGUGCGAGAGCUUAAACAUCUAAAUAAAUAAUGAAAUGCAUUUACCAUUGAGAUUGCUUAAAGUUAAUUU
This is a messenger RNA of Talpa occidentalis (Iberian mole), 1836 nucleotides long. It is a transcript of the gene PTP4A1, whose product is annotated as protein tyrosine phosphatase 4A1. Gene Ontology annotation, cellular component: nucleus. The record is from RefSeq and is a predicted model, not a curated record. Bases 1 to 600 code for a protein of 199 amino acids. The transcript has 5 exons. Gene Ontology annotation, molecular function: protein tyrosine phosphatase activity. Lineage: Eukaryota; Metazoa; Chordata; Mammalia; Eulipotyphla; Talpidae. Gene Ontology annotation, biological process: protein dephosphorylation.